GAAAUCAAGGAGUUAAAGGAUAGCAAGAAUGAAUUAGUUAAAGAGAAAAAAGAGUUAGAAGAGAAAAUUAAAGAGUUAACAGUUUUUAAAGAAAAAUCAAAAGAUUUGGCAAAAAUAAUUGAGGAACUUUUGUUAGACUACUCUGAAUUAAGUGAACUUGAGGAAUUAUUAGAGAAGAUUAAAAUAGGUGAGUUAAAUGAAUUGAAUGAAGUUGUUAUGAGAAUUGUUGAGAAGUGGGAGAUCGAUGCAAAAACUCACUUUAUUUCUUUUACUGAAACUAGCAAAGAAUUUAAUGAUGCUCAAAAAGCAGAAUUAAGAGAAGACUCAGAGAAUAAGGCAAGACAGAUUGAGGAAAAAUCCAAAAGACUGCGAGAAGCAAAAGACAGGAUUAACGAGCAAGAACU
Molecule: messenger RNA, 404 nt
Organism: Paraglomus occultum
Lineage: Eukaryota; Fungi; Glomeromycota; Glomeromycetes; Paraglomerales; Paraglomeraceae
Source: the annotation of a GenBank genome assembly